Messenger RNA from Medioppia subpectinata, 2475 nucleotides. The record is from the annotation of a GenBank genome assembly. NCBI's taxonomy places the organism in Eukaryota, Metazoa, Arthropoda, Arachnida, Sarcoptiformes, Oppiidae.
AUGUCAUCGAGUGAUAGUUGUCCGACUUAUGAGUCACUCCUCGAGUCGCUUGUCGUCCGCCAAAAGCCCUUUAAAUGUAAUUACAAGGAAUGUCACAAAAGUUUCGCCACUCAAUCACUAUUGGAUGCACACAAACACCGCAAACAUGCCGUCGAAGACAUCACUCUUCGGGAACCGAUUGUUAGCUCAACCGAUGCCAGAGACCAGUCGACGACAGCCGCAGAUGACGGUCAACAGCAGCAGUCAAUGGCCACUACGGCUGUCCCACCAAUGGUGCCGACAAUCACAUCCACUUCCAGUCCCGACAACCAAUCGCUGGACAACACGUGCGAUGACGAUUCAGACACAGAUAUCGAAAUCGUAGACACAAUACCGGCGCUAAACACCGGCCAAACACUAACACAAUUCAGUGAUCAACAAUUGCUCAACACUUCACUCGUAGACCACAACCCGUGCCUUAAUAUUAACACAAAUACUGGUCACACGUCCGCCGAUAACCCGCUGCCGACUACCGGCCAAACUGUCAUUGAUUUGCCGACAACUCAUAUCUGCCGUAUCGACGGCUGUGGCCUCCAGUUUACCAUUGAAUAUAAGCUAAUCGCACACCAGAGGGUUAUGCACAAGACAACGGCUCCUGGCGUUAGCUUCCGGUACGACACGAGUGGUGUCCGGUUGACAGCACCGGUACCCAAACGGCACGGCUGUGCGCACAACGGUUGCGGCCUAUCGUUUGCAACUAAACUGGCGAUGAGAAUACACUUACAGUCUGACCACUCGCCCGCUGGUGGCGGACAGUAUUGGUACGACUCCCGCACCCAAUCAUAUCACACCAAACAAGCGCUCGACAAACAGCGGCUGACUGUCCACUCGGCGGCCACUCGUGUACUUCAGACGUCCGUUGAGAUUGAAGUUAAUGUUCCGGCAGUUGUUAUGGACACUACAGCGGCUGAUGAUAGACUUGUAGAGCCCAUGACUGUCCUACCGGUGCAGUCAAUCACUGCCACCACUGAUCCAAACAACAGGUUUGAAAACAACACGCCUUCAGUGCCGACAAUCGCCACCACUUCCUGUCCCGACAGUCAAUCGCUGGACAACACGUGCGAUGACGAUUCAGACACUGAUAUCGAAAUCGUGGACUCAAUACCGGCGGUAAACACCGGCCAAACACUCAGUGAUCAACAAAUGCCCAACACUUCACUCGUGGACAACAAGCCGUGCCUUAAGUACUGUUUGAAUCACAACUCAUUAGUUGUUACGGACACUAAUGCUGAUGAUAGACCUGUAGUGCCCACGACUGUCCUAUCGGUGCACUCAAUCACUGAUCCAAACAACAGUGAUCUGAAACCUGAUCUCAAAGCAAUAAACGCAAUACCGGAGCCCAAAAGCACGGCUGAUGUAAAGCCAUUGACAGUCCACUCGGCGGCCGCAGAGACACUACAGGCGACCAUUCCUAUGGACACUACAGUUCCUGGUGAUAGACCGGUAAAGACCACGACUGUCCCACCCGUGCAGUCAAUCACUGCCACCACUGAUCCAAACAACAGUGAUCUGAAACCUGACUUUAAACCUGAACUCAAACUGAUUGUCAAACCUGAGCUAAAAUACACCGUCGAUACAAAGCCAGUGCCGGCGACCACUGGACACACAAUAGACCAGAAAUAUAUUGAGAUUUCCGAUACGAGUAGUGAUGAAAACAGUGGACUUGAAAUAGUGGCUGAGUAUCGGCGCGACAAUUGCGGCCAAUCAUUGACCAGACAUGCGGCUGACGGCCAGUGCCAGCCAUUAGCAGACACUAAAGUGGCCAUCAGUUCCGAUAUCAAGAUAGAGAGCGAAACAGUGAAACCGGAAGUGAGUGGUGCGCAUCCGUGCGGUCGAUGCACGCAAUCGUUUGAUACGGUCGACCAAUGGGCGGAGCAUAAGCUCACGUGUAACAGAUGCCCAAAGUGUUGUGUACUGUUUGUCAACGGGUUUCAGCGCAUACACCAUAUGGCCACUCAUCACCCGAGAAGCAAAGCACCGAAUUGGUUGCGCAAAGCGACAAAACAGGUCCGAAAACAUACAAGAGUUGGCCGCAAACCGGCCAAAAAAGGGCCGCACAAACGUCGACCGAUACGGUUUCGGUGCAAACAGUGUCCGAUGCGAUACACGUCAGCCGUAUGGUUCGCCAAACACAUGGCAAGCGUCCACUGCCAGCCGCGGCGGCUGAAACUGGGCGCCAAACCGAAGCCGUUUGCGUGUACUAAGUGUCGGAAACGGUACCUAAAGGCUGAAACACUGGCCAAACACGAGCGCACCCGACACUCGCACGCCUGCCAUCUGUGCGACAAACAGUUUGUCAGAGCGAAGAAGUUGAUGCGACACCAGAAGUGUUUCCACUCGCUGUUACCGCCGAAGUCGAUGACGUGCGAGGAGUGCGGCAAAGGGUUCGCCACAUUCAACGCUUUGGCCGAUCAUAAAAGGGAUAAAAAGCAUUGA